Helianthus annuus (common sunflower) is the source of this 483-nucleotide messenger RNA. RefSeq lists its product as uncharacterized. Lineage: Eukaryota; Viridiplantae; Streptophyta; Magnoliopsida; Asterales; Asteraceae. Bases 1 to 483 code for a protein of 160 amino acids. The transcript has a single exon. The record is from RefSeq and is a predicted model, not a curated record.
AUGAGGGGUAAACUGCUGACUCAAGACAAGAUUUUGCAAUGGGGGAUAGAGCGAAGAAAGAAUAUGAACAUGAUGUGCUGCUUAUUAUGUUAUCAGAAUAAUGAUUCUCACAGCCAUUUGUUUUUUGAAUGCACAUUCUCGGCUCAAGUGUGGGUUUCGGUCAGACAAAAGGUUGGUAUGGAUUCUGUUCAUCCGAAGUGGACAGAUAUUGUAGAUUGGUUAAUGCCCCGGGCUCGGUCAAAGUCUGUUGCCAACUAUGCUGCUCGUCUUCUGGUUGCGGCUAGUGCUUAUAUUAUCUGGCAGGAGCGUAAUGCUAGAAUUUUCAUGAAUCAAUUGAGGCCCCCGGAAGUGAUAAGCGAAGUUAUUCUAAAUCCGGUUCGGUACAAGCUUAUGGGCGCGAAGCUGCGAAAGACUGCUAAUGUGCAAAGGGUCCUUGCGGAGUGGAAGAUUGGCGGCAACACUAUCAGCGAUGAUGGUGGCUAG